AUGAGCUGGAACGCCCGAUUCGUGAGCACGGACAACAUCGUGGGCAGCAGCCGCUGGAAGCUCGCGUACGAGGCCUUCGAUCGCGCGAGGGGCAUGCGCGUGGCGUAUUGCGUCAUCAACCUCGCGGGAGCGGAGCAGGAGAUGGACCGGAUCAUCAGGGCCAUCGAGGCCGACAGGCAGCAGGGCGAGAUCCACCUCGUGACGGAGCUGUUCGCGGCAGGUAACAUCCGCAGCUACCUGUCCGGGCGGGAUGCGGUGGAGCCGCGGGUGUUCAGGAAGUGGGGGCGGGACCUGCUGAUGGCCAUCGCCUACCUGCACAGCCUGGACGUGUCUUCUCUGGCCCUGACCGUCAAGGCGAAGAACGUGCUCGUGCACGCCGAGUUGGGUGCGGUGAAGCUCGACAUCCUCAGCGUGUCCUCCCUGGUGUCCGAGAGCUCGAGCAGGAUGCCCAUCGAGGAGGCGAAGCUCGCCGCGCCGGAGCUGCUCAUGGGUCACAAGGGUCAGAGCAUGGACGUCUACGGCUGGGCCAUGAUCCUGCUGGAAGGCGUGACCGGCUGCCGGCCGUACGGAGAGUGCACGAAUUACUCGCAGCUCUUCGAAAAGCUCGCGAGGUACGAGCCCCCGGACGUCCUCGAACGGGCGGAACCGCGCUCGCUCCGGGAGGUCCUGCGCAUGGUGUUCGUGCCCCCCGUCGAACGACCGACCGCGUACGCCCUCAUGGAGGAGCGGGCCUUCACGAUCGACCCCGAGAUGCACGGCCUGCACUUCCUGGUGCUGGACGACGACGCGGUCAACCGAAAGGUCUGCUGCAGGAUCCUCUCGAACGAGGGGCUGGAGUCCACGGACGCGGAGGACUGCGCGCGGGCCGUCCAGCUGCUCGGCACCCGCCCCUUCGACGUCCUCCUCACGGACAUAGUCAUGCCCGUGAACGGUUUCGAGACCACGCGGUUGAUCCGCCAGCUGGGGUUCGUGGACAUCUACAUCAUCGGCGUCACGGCGCACGCAACCGACGAGCUCAAGAGCCGUUACAGAGAAGCGGGAAUGGACGCGUACGUCAUCAAGCCUUUCACGAUCGUCCAGGUGAGGGAGGCCCUGCGGACGGCGUUCCUCGGGCGGUCGGAAGACCUCAGGCGCGGACUGGGCCGUUCGUUAUCCACGGAAGACCGCUCCGUCAGCGGGUCCAUGGAGCUCGUCACGGUGGCGGAGUGA
Klebsormidium nitens is the source of this 1209-nucleotide messenger RNA. The record is from the annotation of a GenBank genome assembly. Lineage: Eukaryota; Viridiplantae; Streptophyta; Klebsormidiophyceae; Klebsormidiales; Klebsormidiaceae.